AUGGCCGACAUUGACGAUGAGCUUUUGGCUCUUGCCGGAGGUGGAGAGUCCUCAGAUGAGGAGGAAGUGAUGUCAGAGGCCGAGAGCAGGGCGCCGUCCGCAUCACCUCCCCCUAAGGCAGCAGCAAAGAAAUCAGUGGCAAAGAAGGUGAAGAAGCGCACAGGAGGGGAGGAUUCGGAAGAAGAAGGCGAGGCAUCAUCCGCGAUCGGCAGCCCGAACUCGAUAGGGUCGGCCGCAAUGGACGAGUCCGACUCCGAAGCCGAGCAGCACAGCGGCCGCGCCGGCGCCCACGACGACGACGAAGAGGAUAAGUACCCCGUCGACGGAAUGUUUAGGAGCGCUGCCGAGAAGGAGCAGGUGAUGGCGAUGCGCGAGGUUGAGAGGGAGUCACUGUUGGCAGAACGCCAGGCCGAGAUCGAGCGCCACCGACAGAACCGCAUGCUGCGCCAGCUCGUCGGCGAGAGGGAGAACGAGGAGAAGAAGCAGAAGCUGAAGAAGCGCAGCGCGGACGCCGCUGAUCUGGAGGAUGGCGCGCGUAAGACAUCGCGUCCUCGCACGGAUGGUAAGACGUCGGCGAUAGAUACGCUGCGUCGCGCCCGCGCGGAGAAGAGCGAUCGUGCUCGUAGGAGGGAAGAGGAUCGCCAGAGGGGCAACCAGUCUCCGCGCGACGACGAUUACGGUGGCCGCGACGAGAGCGACGGCGAGGACGACUACGACGAGCGCAACCGCCGUCGUCGCAAGACGAGGUCGCCCGAGGACGAGAUCGUGGCGCGCGAGUUGCCGCCGCCUGACAUGCGCGACUUUGAGCGGAUUCGUGUGGGCAAGAGUCGGUUUGCGGAGUAUUGCUUCAAUCCCGGCUUUGAGUCCGCAAUGACUGGUUGCUAUGUUCGCAUUAGUCUGGGGCCCGACCCAAAGACUGGUGCGGACGAGUAUCGCAUGGCGCGCAUCCAAGCCAUCACUGUGGGCAAGCCGUACGCCAUGACCGGCCCAGGUGGCUCAUUCGUGACUGACCAGUACGUCUUGGCUGCGCACGGCAAGGCGGAGAGACCAUUUCCCUUCAUCUUCCUGUCCGAUAGGCCGUUCACAGAGCGCGAGUACAACCGUUACGAGAAGGUCAUCCAAGCAGAUGGUCUCAACAUGCCGAAGAAGCAAACACUCCUCGACAAGAUUGACGACAUUAACCACCUCGUCAACUACCACCUCACAACCACAGAAAUCGACGAGCGCAUCCAGCGCAAGUCCGCUCUCCGCAAGAAGUUCGACCCGAAGAUCCGCGAGCGUCUCGCGCAGGACAUCGACAUUGCUCGGGCUCAGGGCAACACCAGGAAAGCGGAAGAUCUUCAAGAACAACUCGACGAUCUCAAGACCAACGUUCUCGCAUUCAAGACCAGCCUCAGCGACAGCCAAUCCAAGCCCAGCGCGACCUCCCAGCAGGACCGCCUCGCCAACAUCAACCGUCAACGCCGACUGCAGAACGCGGAAAAUGUCCGCAAGGCGCAGCUCAAAGAGAAGGCCGAGGCGCGCAAGCUCGAGGCCGCGCUGGAGAGAGGCGAAGACAUCAAGAACGACCUGUCACGGCGUCUACGUACCAAGGCCAAGUUCAUCCACGACGUCAAAGACGGCGUCAAGAAGCCUUCCAGCACGAACGGCAGCAACGCAAGUACCCCGGCCAAUGGCACGCCUCAACUUGGAGCGCAGAAGUCAGGGUCCCUGCUGCCCCAUCUGGCCAAGCUGCAGGCCGCGAACCAGGAGAAGAAGGGCAUUCCCACCAUUCACAAACCUCUUAUGGAUGACGACAUCAUCGGAGCUUUGGACCUCGAUAUUGAUGUCGAGAUCGACUAG
Messenger RNA from Colletotrichum chrysophilum, 1842 nucleotides. RefSeq lists its product as uncharacterized. The coding region runs from base 1 to 1842 and encodes 613 amino acids. Gene Ontology annotation, cellular component: Cdc73/Paf1 complex. The transcript is spliced from 4 exons. Gene Ontology annotation, molecular function: DNA binding; RNA polymerase II C-terminal domain phosphoserine binding. NCBI's taxonomy places the organism in Eukaryota, Fungi, Ascomycota, Sordariomycetes, Glomerellales, Glomerellaceae. The record is from RefSeq and is a predicted model, not a curated record.